AUGAGUACCGAGCACUCAUUAUCAUUAGUUGUUGAUUAACUGCGCGGAGAAUACUUGUAGCAAAAUGAAUCUCAAAAUUAAAAGUGUGCUUUUCCUAAUUAUAACUUUAACAAGGUUAUCCUCAAUAUGGGCACAAGAUACUGAAGGAACAAUUAAAAGACAACAACAAUUAGCGAUUGAUAUACUGCUAUUGAAAAAUGAUAUCAAUAGUCUCAAUGAAAAUUUAAACUCUUUAAAACAACGUCAUAAUCAGCAAACUGAACACAUAAAGAAGGUUAAAACUUUGUAUGGUCAAACUGAAAACAUUCUUGAUCAUUGCCAUGUCAAUAAGGCCUUCAGUGACUUCGCCACCACAACGAGUGAAAUAAAACAAAAAGUUGGAGGAAUUAUAAACGACAAUUACGAUAAGCAUACCAGCAAAUUAAACCAAACAUUACAAUAUUUAAAUAAAUUAUCGGUUGGUUGUGGUGCAGGAGAAAGACAGGUCCUAAUAGAUCUUCAGAGGCAAAUUGAAGAAAAAUUAUUGAAGUUGAAAGGAUUUGAGCAACGACUAAAACAACUACAAGAGAACUCCAGUAACAUAGCGAUUCAAGAAGAAAUGCAGCCACUUGCAGAGCUGCUCAAUGAAAUCAUUUCUAAGUUAGCUACUCAAGAAGAUAAGCUUAAGAAUUUUGAAUCUGUUCAGCCUGCUAUACAAAAUUCCUUAGAAAACAUUGAAGCCAUAAAGAAAAAAGAAGUCGCACAGUGUCAUCAAAAGAAAUGUAUUGCUGAAAAGAUUUCGAAAUUGAGAGAAAAAUAAAAAAGUGUAGGCCUAAAAAUGUUUUUGAUAAUGUAAAAAUUGACAGAAAAAAAAAUAAUAAACGAAAUAACAAAUUUA
Messenger RNA from Stomoxys calcitrans (stable fly), 877 nucleotides. Its product is annotated as myosin-9. Lineage: Eukaryota; Metazoa; Arthropoda; Insecta; Diptera; Muscidae. The record is from RefSeq and is a predicted model, not a curated record. Bases 65 to 799 code for a protein of 244 amino acids. The transcript has 2 exons.